AAAACUGGAUUUAAAUGUUUACUUAUAAUUUAUAUUUACGAAUAGAUAUGUAUGUAUACAUAUAUUAAUUUAUGUAUUCAUUUAAAAAAAAUAGAUGUAGUUAUAAAGACUAAAGUGCUCCGAUGAAGUAGAAAGUAUUGUUUUUACAUGUGUCGCUUGGUAUUAUACUCAACAAUUCCGUAGGUGUAUAUUCAAAAAUAUAGAAAAACGAUUUCGUGCAAAGCAAAGUUAGCGAUAUGAUACCAAGUUAUUAACUCCUUCUACUUAUUUUUCAGAUUAAAAUAUUCAGAGAAUUCGUAUUCUAUUGAUAUUACUCCGGAUCAUUGAACCUAACCUUGAUUUACUUGGAUAUAAAUAUUCGGAAUUGAAAGACUCACUUUAUAAAAGGAAUUCCAAUUUCAACGACUAGAUUCAAUGAAACUUCACAUGAUGACACAUGGAGAUCCGCAGCAAUACGAGGAAGAUGCUGGGAAUGUAGUACCCAUGUUUCACAAUCAUAACAGCUCUCCGUUUUACCACAUCGGGAAUAGUUACGACAAGGGAUCCUAUUCCGGGAAAUAUUAUAAUUCGCCGGUGAACAGUAUGCCCGAUAAUCGGUACAAUAACACAUCUCAGAGUAACUCUCGUGAGACCGCAGAUACUUAUUCGUCUGAAUGCGAUGCAACGAAUAUGACAAAUGACGACCUACUGCUACGAGUAGCGGAAGAACAACUGCGACCCCUUAUCAAAGAAGAAUUACGCUACACCAUUCAGAGCAAACGAGCUGCCAAAGGAUUGCCUUCCCAUGUGGAAAUUGAGUACAAAGUUGCUCAGCCUGAGCCUGAAACUCCAGCAAUGUCGAUGAAAAGGCAAAGACGAAGGGACAGAAAUAAAAUUGCCGCAGCUAAAUGCAGAUUCAAGAAGAAAAUACUUUCUGAGAAAUUAUUAGAGGAAUCAGAUCAUCUUGAGACACAGAAUCAUAAGUUGAAAACAGAAGUUCAGCGUCUACAAGAUGAAAGACAAAAGUUGAUUUAUAUUCUCAAUUUGCAUCGACCGACUUGUAUUGUUCGUAGCCCAUCGUGUUCGUCGCCUACAAACGAAGAAUGUUCAACAUCCAGCUCUCCCGGAUUUAGUCAGACGCCGACACAUGGAGAACACAGCAAAAAUUGUAACGGCAAAUUAUCGCUAAAUUCAAGAUCGUCUUCGUUGGAAGAUGAUGCAAUAAAUCAUUUAACAUCUACCUUCACAUUUCCACCGUUUAGCACUGGAAAUGAAUCCAUAAAUACGCCGAUACAUAGGAGUGUUAUUGUGCGAAGCGAUUCAAUGCAAGCGUCAUCGUAAACUGAGCCCUGGGCAACUAGAACAUUGAAGCGCUUGGGUGAGACACCUAACAAAAUGGCGGAUGAAGCAGCAACUUCUAACAAGCGCAGAUAACGAAAGAGCUAAUGCAGCUCUUCAAUAUGCGAUCAACUAAAACCGGUGAGAUGUAAUUGCGCUUUCUUUCUUUCUUGACAUUUUUAUACGAAGCCUUUUGUGAUAAAUAAAUUCUAAUGACUUACCACCAUUUCGGGCUGGCCCGUAUCGGCGGCAGUGAUAGGUUAGCAUUGAAUAGUCCAGUAUAGGCUAUUAUUGCAGAAGAAAUAAUUUUGCGACCAUCAAACGUUGUAAAUCUUACGAGAAUAAAAUUCUCACUUACACAAAAUUCAUUGCCUGACUCUUUAAACCUGAUUCAAGUUCCACUUAUUCAACGUUUUAUUAGACAACGCAAUAUAGCCGUAUGUAAAAUUCGAAUUAAGAAUAUAUAGUAUACUAUACUAAGUGAAAGACGGGGAGGCUGGGUACUCUAUACGCACUGUUUAGUAUUUGUAUCAAAGGUGAAAUGCUAAAAAUAUUUAUUAUUUCAAAACAAAAUUUUUUAUUUCAAUUUGUGUCGUCAUGUGACGUAUAUUUUAGAAACAGAACAAAUUAUAAUAUUGUUUUAUUGAACAUCAGUCUUGCAAUUUUUAAACCCUAAUUUAUUGUUUUAUUCGGCAUCUUACUAAAUUUUGCUGGCCAUAUUGUGUUAAUGAUUAUGGUGCUUUUGCUACUUUUUAAUUUAUUCUUAUCGAACAAGAACUCGUAUUUAUACAUCUGCCUACAAAAAUUUCUACAUACAAUGCAGUUCAAAAUGAAGCUAUGAAAUAUGAUAAAACUUCGUUUGUUUUUAUUUGUGAGUAUUUGGAAAAUAUAAACCAGGUAUUUUGGAGGCAUUUACUAUAGUAUCUAUAGCUAAAGAUCGUAAAUUGGCGAUUUGUUGCCUAAUAUGUGUAAAAAAACGAAUUAGUUGUAUGUGAGGGGGAGCGCUUUCAAAUUAACGUAACGACGAAUAUACAGACGACAACUAUACAGCCGAAAAAAUAGAAACAAAUCCAGUGAAAAUUUGAAUACCAAUAUCGAAGUCAUAAAAAACGUAUAUGCAAAUCAUUCCUAAGAACGAGCGCAGAAGAUAAUUUACAAAUGAACUUUCAGCGUGGUUGUAAGUUAAAAAGGAAAUAGAGAAGAGAUCGAAUCUUACAACUAGUUCUCGUGCUCCGAACGAUGCUGAACGACAAUAUCAGUGAUUAGUUAUCAUAUUUUAGAAUAUUCGCUAAUGGUGUUUGGGAAUUUGAAUGAGUCAAAUUAGUCUAUGAUAAAAGAAGCUAGCACCUUCAAGAAUCGUCUUUCUUUCAUUUCAAGGCUGAAUAACACAAGAUGCAGUUACUGUUA
Molecule: messenger RNA, 2724 nt
Organism: Styela clava
Lineage: Eukaryota; Metazoa; Chordata; Ascidiacea; Stolidobranchia; Styelidae
Biological process (GO): regulation of transcription by RNA polymerase II
Cellular component (GO): nucleus
Molecular function (GO): RNA polymerase II cis-regulatory region sequence-specific DNA binding; DNA-binding transcription factor activity, RNA polymerase II-specific
Source: RefSeq, a predicted model, not a curated record